This is a messenger RNA of Centropristis striata (black sea bass), 4673 nucleotides long. RefSeq names its product SAM and SH3 domain containing 1b (gene sash1b). NCBI's taxonomy places the organism in Eukaryota, Metazoa, Chordata, Actinopteri, Perciformes, Serranidae. The transcript has 18 exons. Bases 1000 to 4383 code for a protein of 1127 amino acids. Gene Ontology annotation, molecular function: protein binding. The record is from RefSeq and is a predicted model, not a curated record.
UGCAAGCUAAGGGGCACAAAGUCAGCCACAACAAGUGCACCCCGAAGAGGAACAGACACGUUUGUAUGUUUAAUUUUCUAAUAGCGGGUUUGAGGUAGUUAAUAUCGCUCUACCUUCAGCGUCAACCGUUUGAUUUUUUUGCUCCGUGUGAAUGUUUGACGGAGCGGAGCGUCUCGCCCUGUAACCGCUGGGAUGAGUGAGACAAAGAGGAUGGAUGCAGCCUGAGAAGACGCCAACUGGCUUCUUUCCCGUCUGUGUCGGAGGAUAACUUCACAGAAAUGUGGUCAACUCGGCUAACCCUCUGGAGUCCAUGAAACCACCUGCACAUUACUUCUUCAUAACGUGAAGACAUAAAAAUGAAGCAGCAUUGAGCCUUCAGCUAUCAGCUUCCCUCUAAAGUUCUGGUUUGAAACUCCAUGCCAGAUUUUUUUUUUUUUUUUUGGAUUAUAUUCGGCCAAGUAAAAUCAGAGGGUUAAAGGCUUUUCUCACCCGCUAACUUUACGAUUCAGCCGACGACAGAAAGUAAGUAAGUUAACUAAGAACGUUUAUUUGCUAACUUACGUCACCAACUAACCGUUAAGAUGUGUUUAACGGUCAAAAACGGACUCCUUUAGCCUAAAAACAAGCCUGUCUUCUUCAUGUAUGGAGAUUUAACAUGUGCUAACUUACACGCCUUCUAGACAUGUCAAAGGUCAGGGUCAGCAACAGAGCCUGAGAGUCUUCACUGUUUUUGCUCAAGAAGCUUCAUCAUAGAGCCAGGGUUGGAAAUGUUAAAUGUUGAAGUUCAAGGUCUUUCUAACAUACAGCCACUCUGCUGUCUCCAGUUAUGUAUCAUCAGUGUUUUCCAUUGCUCUGGCCAGAACUAAUACAUGUGUUUGAUUUGGAGAAGUGAACUUUUGGAUGGACCAGAGUUGCCUUUGCUCAAAGAAACCUUUUCACCUGUGUGAAUGGAGAGGAUGAUGUGCACUUAAGGUUGGCCUUCUUGUAAGCUGCUUUAAAAUGAGCCAAGGGCCAAACCUCGUCCUUGAGUGGCUUUCAAAGCUGAAUCUGGCCCAGUAUGUGGAGGCCUUCAUUGACAAUGGUUAUGAUGAUUUGGAAGUUUGUAAGCAGAUUGGGGAGCCAGACCUUGAUGCCAUAGGUGUCCAAAUUCAGUACCACAGACACAGGCUGCUAACAGCAGUCCACAAUCUAAAAGAUGAGGACCAAAGGAAAGCAGCUGGCUACUAUUUCACCUUAGAGCCUCUGGAUCCUUCCACUCGCAACCACUCUUUACAUUCAAGCAGAGAAGAUGACUUAAGGACUCUGAGGUCAAAGUCACGCACCACAGGAAUACACGAGGCCUCCUGUCCUGGAAACCAUAACCUCCGAUUUACAGAUUGUAAAGACUUUGUGACUUAUCCCAAACUGAAGCUCAAGGUACUGUUGAGGGAUAAACUCGCAAAAGAUGGAAUCAACCUGGGAGAAGCGCCAUACACCUGUAAGGAUGGCUCUGUGGGGAACCUUGAUGACCUCGCUCAGGAGUAUUCUCAGUAUUACGGCACCUCCCUCAGUGACGUGUGUGAAAGGAUGGAGGAGCUACGGAAACGCAAAGUAGUGCAAGAUGCAGAGAUGGGAACAGUUGACUCAGUGGCCUCAUCAGUGCAGCUCCGCUCUCAGAUCCAGGAAUCACUUGGACUCAGCAGUACCACAUCCACUCCAGAGACUGAAAGAAGGUUUCCUGUGCAUAAAUCCAGCUCUGAUGAUGGAUCAGGAGGGAAAUGGGAUGGAAAGAGAAAGAGCAAGUCUUUUUGGCAGAGUUUUCGAAAGUCACAGAAAGGAGUGUUGCGUCAGAUUUCAAAAGGUGAUGAUGUUGGUUUCGUGGCCAGUGAAAUCACCAUGAGUGACGAAGAGCGUAUCCAGCUGAUGAUGAUGGUGAAGGAGAAUAUGAUCUCUAUAGAGGAAGCCCUGGCACGGCUGAAGGAGUUUGAAGUACAAAACAGACAGACGUGCAGGUCUGAUCCCACAGAGUGGACCGAUCCCUCCAGUCCCACCACAAAUGAGUCAUUCAACUGCAACCCUUGUGACCUGUCAGACACUGAACAAGAGGAAUCUGUGACGUUCAAGAGACUCCACAAACUGGUCAACUCAACAAGGAAAGUGAAGAAGAAGCUGAUCAGAAUUGACGAGUCAAAGAGGCCUGGAGCAGAGGAGAGCCUAAUGAUAGACGGUCUUCCCUAUGGAGAUGCCAGCGCCUCUCUGUACUCCGAUGUGAAGAAGAAGCUUGCUGUUUGCCCCGUGGACUCCCUGGCUUCAGCUCUGCGGGAGCAGCUCACCUACGACAGGGACUCUGACAGCCUGACCACCUCCCCCUCCUCCAGCAGCCUGGACACCUGCAGCAGCCAGAAGAUCUUUGAGGCCUUUACCAAGUCUAGUGGGAGCCCUGUUCCUCAGGAGACGAGUGUAGUGACGGAGGCGAGGGAGGCAGGUGAAGGCAGUGGCUCUUCCUUUUCUGAAAUGGAGGGUUGCACUGAUGAGGAACCCAAACUGGCUCGCUCAGUGACCGAUGGAGAGCUCCGUCACCGAAUCCUCAGCCCGCUCAGCCACCACGGGAGAGCCUGUAGCUUUGGAGGAUUUGACCUCACCAACCGCUCACUGCACUUGGGCGUCUGUAGCAUCGAUAACACCAAUAAAGACGGCGAUAGUGUGAGAGAUCCCAUUAAGUCUCCACCAACAUCUCGUAUUUCCCUGGGCAAAAAGGUCAAGUCUGUGAGAGAAACCAUGAGAAAACACAUAUCCAAGAGAUACCACUGUUCUCUCUCCGAACAGUCGAGCCCGGACCGCAUGUCCAGCUGCCCUCACUCGCCUCAGACAGACUCCGACUCUUUGGAGAAACCCAAACUGAAGCCGGGAGGCUCCGUGGAAAGCCUGAGGAGCUCCCUCAGCGGACAAAGCUCCAUGAGUGGUCAGACUGUGGGCACCACUGACUCGUCAAACAGCAACAGAGAGAGUGUGAAGUCGGAGGACGGGGAAGAGGAUGAGCUGCCUUACCGGGGACCCUUCUGUGGACGCGCUCUAGUUCACACAGACUUCACCCCCAGCCCCUACGACACCGACUCCCUCAAACUGAAGAGUGGAGACGUCAUCGACGUCAUCAGUAAGCCUCCGAUGGGUACAUGGAUGGGGAUGCUCAACGGUAAAGUCGGCACCUUCAAGUUCAUUUAUGUGGAUGUCCUGAAUGAAGAGGAGGUGAAGCCCAAAAAGACGCGCAGGAGAAGGAGGGCCCGGCAACCCAAACCCACCUCUGUGGAGGAGCUCCUUGAUCGCAUCAAUCUCAAAGAGCAUCUUCCCACCUUCCUUUUUAACGGCUAUGAGGAUCUGGACACAUUCAAGUUGUUAGAGGAGGAGGACCUGGAUGAGCUGAACAUCAGAGACGCCCAGCACAGAGCCGUGCUGCUCACCGCUGUGGAGCUGCUGCAAGAGUAUGAUGGAAGCAGCGACCCAGAGCGAGGCAGUCAGUCCGGAGGCUCGCAGGAGAAGCUGCUCCUGGACAGGCGCGGCCUGGCGGGAGACUCGCCGCGUGACUCCGGCUGCUACGAGAGUAACGAGAACCUGGAGAACGGACGGGACAAAAAGACAUCUUCAUCCAUGAGCAGGUCCUCCUCUGGUUUUGAAUCAAGCCAUCUUCCAUCCCCAGAGUACCCUGCCCCCCCCCAGACCCUGACCUCCACCGGCCCUCGUAAGGCUUCACUCCAAAGUAAACCUGGAGGCCCGCCCUGUAUCUUACCACCACUAAGACCCCCUAAGAAGAGCUUAAGUUUUCUAAGCUCAGCGAAAGGUCAACCUCCCAGUGGAGCCAUUGCUCGGAGCCAGAGCUGCAUGGAGCUCAGAAGGAACUCAGCACCUGAUCUGCUGAGGCGGAGCUUCUCCCUGACUGUCCUCCACAAAGAGCAGCAGAGAAAACUCAUCCACCCUAAAAACUGGAAUCUGACACCUAGCGCCAAGACUGAGGAGAGCAGACCGCACAAAGUAAAUCCUGAAAAACAGUGUGUGGUCCUGUUUCCAUCCUCCCAGUCUUCAACCACAUCAUGCAGUGCUGUGUGCAGCACUUUCAAGACAGACACAACAAAUGUGCAUGCCUCUAAACAAGCAGAAACGACACCAAUCACACUCCUCCAGCUGCCACCCAUAGCCCCAGUAGAACGGUCCAGUCAUCCUUUAACUCCACCCUCCUUACCAAACCCACACCCAGAGCCUGUACUAACAGAGACAGCCUCCAUGUACAACUACACAAACCACACUUCGUCAGAGAACAAGGCCAGUCGCCCAGUUUCAGCAAGUUCUGAAGCCCGCCGGCUGAAAAUGCAAAGAAAUAAGAAGACAUCCAUAAACUCUGCUGGGUGCUAAUCUCAGGAUUGAGUAACUUUCUGACAAGGUAUUGGCCAGAAAAGUACAGCGGACUGUCACUUUAGGGAUGUAAAUUGCUGCUGUCGGAUAAUUACCUUUUCUUUUCUUUUUCCAAAUUAGCCAUUAUUUUUUAAAAUUCAACCAUGGAUUUAUAGUGUGCGACACUUGUUCAUCUGACGUGAAAGUGCAAGCGAAGCAUUAUAUAUUUGGUACAUUUUUCCACAAUAACCAUAUAGUUGGUUUAAAGUGUCACUUUUUAAUAAAUUCAUGUGAAUUACAUCUCACACAAA